Drosophila takahashii is the source of this 401-nucleotide messenger RNA. It is a transcript of the gene BomBc3, whose product is annotated as Bomanin Bicipital 3. Gene Ontology annotation, biological process: defense response. The record is from RefSeq and is a predicted model, not a curated record. Lineage: Eukaryota; Metazoa; Arthropoda; Insecta; Diptera; Drosophilidae.
GAUCGUAUUUAGUGCCGUACUAUAUAAGCCCCGUGAGAGUCGAGCCGGCAAUCUAUCGGCUCUAAUAUGAAGUACCUGACGUGUGUUCUGCUCCUGUUGGCUUUGAUUCCGGCUCUGAUCGACGCUCAUCCCAGCACAGUGGUGGUAAAUGGCCGCUGUCUGACUUGUCCCAAUCCGGAUGGAGAACCCGUCUACUUGGAUGGCCAGGAGUACCGCAGCUUCUCCUCGAAUCCAAACGAUGGCAAUGUGGUAAUUUCCCGGGGAGCAGGCGGAGGAGGAGGAGGUGGAAGUGGCACAAUUUACCGGAGGGGCGGCAACACCAUCGUCAACGGGCGCUGCCAGCAUUGCAACGUGGAUCUCUAUUAAAAGUGCCCCAAUAAAGUCUGAACAUUGAAUUGAAA